This is a messenger RNA of Polistes canadensis, 621 nucleotides long. Its product is annotated as COX assembly mitochondrial protein homolog. Gene Ontology annotation, cellular component: mitochondrion. The record is from RefSeq and is a predicted model, not a curated record. The coding region runs from base 57 to 434 and encodes 125 amino acids. The transcript is spliced from 3 exons. Lineage: Eukaryota; Metazoa; Arthropoda; Insecta; Hymenoptera; Vespidae.
CGCGGCGUACUCAAUGCUUGCAAUGGCGGAAUUAGAAGUAACUACUUUUUAAAGCAAUGGAAACAAAUACAUCACACGUUCUUCCACCUAAAUAUUCAUCAGGUCCUCAUGGAUUAGGUGAUCCUAAUGAUAAAAGUUUAAGAAAGGUUGAACUAAAUGUACUUAUACCGCAAGUAAUACGAGAUAGGGCAAAAGCAGAAAAGUGUUUCUUAGAAGUUGAAGAAUUCAAAAAAUGUUGUCAAGAAAACAAUUUAUCAAUGGUAUUCAAAUGUAGAACUGAAAAUAAUAAAUUAACGCGCUGCUUAGAACGGUGGUUUCACGACAAAGAUUUUCAAGAGGAAUGUAAACAAAUAUACCUCCAAGAAAGAAGCGAAUAUAGAAAAACAAAUGUAUCUAAAAAAUUACGAAACAUCGAAAAAGAACAAUCGAAGUAAUAUAAUGUAAGGAAAUAAUAUCUUUUUAGUUUGAUCCUUCAGGAUUGUAAAUAGAUAGUAUUAAAUUAUUUGUAAUCGUAUUGAAAUACAACUUUAAAAGAUAUGUAGUUCUAAUUAGUUAUAAACUUAUUAUUUUAUUAACGCUAAAUAAAGUUAAUUAAUGAAUUUUGAAUUCAUUCAUAGACUA